AUGUUCCAACAUGCUGAAACAUCCCAAACUGCCACUGCUGCUCCCUCUGUCACUCUCCCACAUGAAAUAGUCACUAAUGCUGCUGACAUAGUCAUGGCAGAGCUUUUGAUGCUCCAUGACCACAGGAACAAGCAAUACUGGAAAAAAGCUAUGCAUGUCAUUUGGGAACAGUUGACCCAUGUGCACCCUUUGGUUGAGGAACUGCCCUCAAAAUUCACCAUCCCCACCCACAUCAUUGCUGCUGAAAUGAUUAUGAGAGAUCUGGUGGUGCUUACAGCAUUGAAAGAGUGGCCAAAAUUUGACAGGAUCAGAGACACAAUGGAUGCCAAUGUUGCAGACCAUCUGUGGUACCAGAUUGGAAGGCCUGUCAAUAAGGGUAAAGGGCACACAGUUCCAUUUAGAAGCACUUCAGAUAAAACCCUGCAGCUGAUCAACCAGUCAUGCUGCUCCUACUGGCACUUGUCCCAGAAGUCAGAGGCCACAGAAGCAUACAAGGAGCAUCCACCAGUUGUGGCCACUCAAUUGCAGCUCUUGCAACCCCUGCUGCCAGCUAUAUGCCUGUUGCUGAAGAAGACUGAUGCAAUAGGGCCAUCAGCCACAAUAUCCUUGGAACCCACCACUCCUGUGCAGCAGUCCUGGAAGCAGCAGGCAGCCACUAGAAGUAUGACACCCACUGCUGGCAAGACAACCACCUUGACUGCUCCAAGCUCCUGCAGGCAAAUUUUCAAUGGAGUGGUCAUUGUCACUCCAUCCUGGUGGCAGUCAGGUUGGCAGACAUCAAGCCCAGCAUCCCAGAGGGCAGCAACAUCCCAAAGCCAUCUCACUACCCCAUCCCACCCUGUGACCCCCAAUGCCAUCCCCAUGGAGUGUAUGGAAGAGGAGAUUGUGGCAUUGUGGCAGCAGCAUAUGGAGACAGUACAAGAUCUCCUGGAUACCUGCCACAAGCUUGCUGAUACCCAGCAGGCCCUUGCAGAUACCCAGACCAAGUUGCAGAUGCUUUGUGAUCUUGUUGAGGCCUUAUGCCAGCACCUGUCCCCAUUGUCACACUCCUCACCCAAUGCACCUGGGCCCUCCUGCCCCUCCCCCAUCAGCUUUGCAAUUAUGAGUCAUCAAGCAGUCCUUCCCACUGAUGGUGCAAGGAUACUUGACCUUGCACCCACUACGAUGGUCCAGGAGGUUCCAAUUGAUACCAGCAUCCUCCAGAACCUCCCAGAUGAUAUGCUUUUAGUCCCUUCUACUUUCCUGCCACCCACCCACCAUUUUGCAUACUCAUCCACCCCUGGAAUUGGAGAAGCCCAGGCCCCUAUCUAUGUCUCUUUGGGGGCAGCUGCCAACCAUGCCAGUGGGGAUGAUGCCAAUGAUGAGGAUGCCACUAAUUGGAUGGAUGUAGAUUAA
Pisolithus orientalis is the source of this 1395-nucleotide messenger RNA. RefSeq lists its product as uncharacterized. The coding region runs from base 1 to 1395 and encodes 464 amino acids. The transcript is spliced from 6 exons. The record is from RefSeq and is a predicted model, not a curated record. NCBI's taxonomy places the organism in Eukaryota, Fungi, Basidiomycota, Agaricomycetes, Boletales, Pisolithaceae.